CUGGGUCACGUGGUCUCAUCCUUCCAUCGUCCCUGCCACUCUAUGGCCGUGGAGGCCAAGUUUAGUGAAGCUGCGCUCGCCUUCGCCUUGGACCCUGGAGCCCUCUCGGGCCUGAGAAAAAGAGAGAAAGAGAGGAGUAAAGGGCCCUGCGUGUGACGUGUUGAAGUAUCCCCCCCACCCCCUUCACUGCCAGAUGGAGGUCAGCCACUCAGUGAAGGAGCGCACUAUUGCUGAGAAUAGCCUGGUCAUCCUUCUGCAGGGUCUCCGGGGCCAGGUGACCACAGUGGACCUACGGGAUGAGACUGUGGCCCAAGGCCGAGUGGACAACGUGGAUGCUUUUAUGAACAUCCGCCUAUCUGAGGUCACCUACACAGACCGGCACGGCCAGCAGGUCCAGCUCGAUGACCUCUUUGUAACUGGUCGCAAUGUCCGCUACGUCCACAUUCCUGAUAACGUAGACAUCACUGCCACGAUCGAACAGCAACUUCAGGCCAUCCAUCGGGUUCGAAACUUUGGCAGUGAGGGUAAGGGCCGGAGGGAAUUUCCUACCAGGAAGUUCAAGUGAAAGACAUUCACCCUUCACCUCGAUUCCUUCAGAGCCCUUUUUCUGACAGCUAUGGAUGGGCGCUGCUGACAGCCAGCUCUCCCCCAUCAGGACUCAAGACCUCAAGGAGGAUGAGCUUACUCUGAAGCCACAUUUGCCUUUUACAAGCCCAGGGUUUGACCUGGGUACCCAAAAUCUGAUAAAUCCGUAAUCUUAGAUUAGUUGAAGAACAUCCCCUAUGUUCCCUAGCCAUUCAUUGGGACUUAACUACCUGAUCAGUUGAACACGCAGAGCUGCCAGGUUCUGUAUUAAAGGGUUAAUCUCAGCCAUUUUUUAAUGAAUACUUACCUAAAAUGCA
This is a messenger RNA of Dromiciops gliroides (monito del monte), 902 nucleotides long. RefSeq names its product LSM10, U7 small nuclear RNA associated (gene LSM10). Gene Ontology annotation, molecular function: U7 snRNA binding; histone pre-mRNA DCP binding. Gene Ontology annotation, cellular component: cytoplasmic U snRNP body; nuclear body. Gene Ontology annotation, biological process: mRNA 3'-end processing by stem-loop binding and cleavage. The record is from RefSeq and is a predicted model, not a curated record. Bases 194 to 565 code for a protein of 123 amino acids. NCBI's taxonomy places the organism in Eukaryota, Metazoa, Chordata, Mammalia, Microbiotheria, Microbiotheriidae. The transcript has 2 exons.